AUGUCAGCUAUAAAUAGAAGCGAAUCCCCUCUUACACUGUAAAUUUUAAGCAGAUGGAGAUGUCCCAAUAAAUACAAAAAAUUAGACGAGUUGCAUAAAGAAAUACGCAGAGAAAAGCGUAGCAUUAUUUCUGUAGGAAAUUCGAUACCUCCCUUAAUAAAAUCAUUUAAGAGAUUAGGGGUUCCUCGAGAUAUUAGGAAAAUUUUGAAAAAAAUGCAUAUAAGGAAGCCAACUUCUUUGCAGAUGCAAGCUCUGCCUGCUAUUCUUAUAGGGAGAGACACAUUGAUGAUGUCGCUUACAAGAUCAGGAAAAACUUUAGCAUUUUGUUUGCCGCUGAUUAUGGGGUCGUUUGAAGAGGAACAUAGGAUGAAUUUUAUUGAAGGAGAAGGCCCGGUUGGGCUAAUUGUGGUCCCAUCUCGUGAGCUUGCUUAUCAGAUUUAUUAUUGAUAAGAGAAAUGAGGAAAAUAUUUUUACAAGCUUUAAUUAUAUUUUAUAAAAAUUAAGAAAUAAUUUAUGAAAAAAUCAUAUGUAAUUUUGGGAAAAAUAAUAUAAAUUCAUAUUAAAAAUUAUUGAUGAAGCAAGAAAUUAUCCCAAAAUCAGAGUGAUUUUGUGCAUUGGAGGCGUUGAUAUGAAACAUCAAAUGGAAAUUCUGAGGCAAGGAGUCCAUAUAAUUAUUUCUACCCCUGGAAGGCUUUCAGAUAUGCUUGCAAAGCAUAAAAUAUUUUUAGCCCACUGCAAAGCAAUUGUCCUAGAUGAAGCUGACAGGCUGCUUGAUUUAGGAUUUGAAGAUGACAUCAGGAUUAUCUUAAGCCAUGCUAGGCCGGCUUGCCAAAUAAUAUUAUCUUCAGCCACAAUUCCAAAGAAAAUUCAAGAAUUUUCUCGGCAAGCUAUGAAAGAUCCAAUUUUUAUUAAUUUAUCAAGGCAAUCAUUAUCCAAAUUAAAAUUAACACAAGAGGUUGAAUAUGCAGGCCAUGAUCAGAAAUUAUUGAAAUUGUUAGAAACCAUGCAAAAAACCAAUCCACCUAUAUUGAUUUUUUGUGAAAAUAAAAUAGAUGCUGAUAAAAUAGAAAGAUUUUUAUAUGAAAAAAGAAUAGAUGUGGCUUGCCUGCACGGAGGAAAAGAACAAAAUGAAAGAACACAAGCAAUUAAAGAUUUUAAUAGAGGAAAACUUGAUGUGCUGGCAGCGACUGACGUCGCUGCAAAAGGGCUAAAUUUUUAUAAUGUGAGACAUAUAAUUAAUUUUGAUCUGCCUAAAGAAAUUGACAGUUAUAUCCAAAGGGUGUGCAGAGCAGGAAAAAGGGCAGUUAUCACCACAUAUUUAAGCUAUAAUUUAGAUAAACUGCUUUUAUGUGACCUUAAACAUUUUUUAGAAGACUCCAGACAGAAUAUUCCAAUAGAGUUAGAAGGGAUUUUAGAUGGAGAAGAUGAGCAGGUGACAAGAGAAGGAAACUGUGCUUACUGUAAGCUCCCAGACCAUAGGAGAUCCUCAUGUCCUACAUUACAGCAAGAAAGGCUUAAAUCAUUGCUUCCUAUUUAA
Molecule: messenger RNA, 1537 nt
Organism: Blepharisma stoltei
Lineage: Eukaryota; Ciliophora; Heterotrichea; Heterotrichida; Blepharismidae
Source: the annotation of a GenBank genome assembly